GCCCGUUAUGGAAGAAGCAGCUGAUAGCCUGCUCACUCCGCCCACUUCCUUUUUACAAUCUCCGUUUUGCUCAGGGUGUGCGUUACCUGUGAAAAAUGGUGUUUGAGGCUGUUGUGACCGAUCUGUUGAAUAGGUUUAUAGGAGAUUAUGUGGAAAACCUGGACAAGUCCCAGCUCAAGCUGGGCAUUUGGGGAGGAAAUGUUGUUCUGGAUAAUCUGCAGAUCAAAGAAAAUGCGCUUAGUGACCUUGGAGUACCUUUCAAAGUUAAGGCUGGACAGAUUGAUAAACUUUCGUUAAAGAUUCCAUGGAAGAACCUGUACAAUGAGGCUGUGGUGGCAACCUUAGAUGGCUUGUAUCUUGUGAUUGUCCCUGGAGCAAGUAUUCAAUAUGAUGUGGAAAAUGAAGAAAGGCAGGUCCAGGAAGCAAAGCAAAAGGAAUUACUGCGCAUAGAAGAAGCCUUGCAAAAAACAGCAGAAAAAGGACACAAAAAAAAGAAAAAAUGUAAAAGACCUUUUAAGAAACCGUUUAAAGGAAUGAAAGUGAAACAAGACAAACCAAAAGAAGAAAAGAAGGAUACAUUUCUGGAAAAGUUGGCAACCCAGGUUAUAAAGAAUUUGCAAAUCUCAAUAAAACACAUUCAUUUAAGAUAUGAAGAUGAUAUUACAGACCGCGGCAAGCCAAUUUCCAUGGGUGUUACACUGGGAGAGCUAAGCCUUUUGACAACAGAUGAAAAGUGGAAGACUUGCAUUUUGAAUGAAGCUGCAAAGAUUAUUUACAAGCUUGUUCGUCUUGAUUCCCUUUGUGCUUACUGGAAUGUGAAGAGCUCUCUUUACUAUAAUAACAGCAGGGAACAGAUUCUGUUGAAGUUGAAGCAAGAAAUUGCCAUAAGCACUCAUGAGCCCAAGGGUCAUCAGUACAUUUUCAAACCAGUGUCAGCAUCAGCAAAACUACAGAUAGAUCCAUAUGCUGAGAUUGCACUUGUGUCUCCUAAAGUAAUACUGAACGUGGAAGUACGCAGCAUUGCAUUUGAAAUGACUAAACCACAGGCCCUGGAGAAAUCUCUUGAUGUAUUCAAUAUAACAUUAGCAAGACAGCAAGCGCAAGCAGAGUACGUUGCUUCUGUUGUGACAUUCAACUUGGAAAGCACAUCCGUAGCAGUCAGAGAAGAACAGAAUGUCCCUGAGAUCCUCAAAAUUCAGAUGAUUGACCUCAGCACAAAUGUUUCUCAACGACCAGGGGCUCAGGCACUUAAAGUUGAAGCAAAGCUAAAACACUGGCAUGUAACUGGACUACAGCAGAAUGGUAUUGUUCCCUCGUUAGUAGCAUCAGUGGGUGAUGCUACCUCGUCUUUACUUACUAUUCAUUUUGAGACAAAUCCAGAAGGUAGUCCUGUCGACCAGGUGCUGAAUGUACAGUCUCAGCCAGUAGAGAUCAUAUACGAUGCAAAAACAGUAAAUGGCAUAACAGAGUUCUUUCAGUCAAGUAAAGGAAUGGAUCUUGAACAGCUGACUUCAGCAACUCUGAUGAAGUUAGAAGAAAUCAGAGAAAAAACUGCAGCAGGUCUCACACAUAUUAUUGAAACUCGGAAAAUCCUUGACCUCAGCAUUGAUUUGAAGCCAUCUUACCUUAUAAUUCCACAAACUGGGUUCUACCACAGGAGCUCCAACCUUCUUAUUGUGGAUUUUGGUAGGCUUCAGCUCAGUAGUACAAAUUGUGAUGGCAAACAGCUGAGUCCUCCCAGCUUUUCAUCUCUGCAAGAGCUCAUGGACAGGGCAUACGAAUCAUAUGAGCUUGAGCUGAAACGAGUGCAGGUUUUGUUCAGUAAAUCAGGUGAAGACUGGAAAGCUGUUCGUUUACAGCAGGUAUCAAGCCAGCAUGUUCUGCAGCCAGUCGACAUCAAACUGCAUGUAGCCAAAUCCAUGGUGGAGAAGGAUGCCAGAAUGGCCAACUUUAAAGUUUCUGGAGAACUGCCAUUGUUGCGCAUAAAGAUGUCAGAGCAGAAGAUUAUAGGAAUCCUACAACUGGUUGACAGUAUUCCUUUACCUGAAACAUCACCAGCGUCACCCACUAUAAGCAAAAGAAAGGUUACUACAGUUCCUGUGGUUUCUGUAAAAUCUGAAAAUUUAUUUGAACAUAUUCUAGAUCGCCAUUUUCUGUUGACGGAUGACGAUACAGAAUCGGAGGAGAGUUGUAAUGCUGAUGAGAACUCCCAAAUCACCUGCAGUGAAACAGUGGAUGAAGAUGCGUUGGAAGAACUAGAAGAGCCAAGAACAUCGGCAAGUGAGGAACUGACAGUUCUUCAAGUGAAUUUUGAAAUCAAGGAGUGUUCAAUCCUGUCGGAGAAUAUGUUUAGACCGGAGGCUUUAACUAGCACAACCAAACCCACGUCGGAAAGGUUUGCAGAAUGCAUGCGUAAACGGUCCAAUCCAUUGAUUCUCUAUGAGGACAACGGCGUUUUUGGUGAGAACACUGACACUGUUCUAAAUAGAGAGGAAUUACUAACGGCUUUAACCACAUUUGAACUAGAUAUGCUAAAACUAAAGAGAUUGCAGUAUCAGCGCAUGCACUUUGAAGUGUGCAUACAGAGAAAAGUGGUUCCGAGGGGAUUACGAGUGCUGAAGAUGCCAACUACAGGCACAACGUAUCCGGAGCUGCUAUGCCGUUGGCAGCAAUUGAACCUGGAAGUAAGUUUAAAAUACAUGCAUUUGUUAAAUGACUACUUCACUCCCGUAGAAGAGUCCUUGAGGUCUAAGAUAAAUGAACGUUAUGUGAUGCUUAAUGAGAACUUUGGUGGUUCACUGUUAGAAGAAAAUUUGAAUAUAGCCUUGGACAAUGUCUCUCAAUAUGAAAGAAAGCUUCUCUCACAGAAGCAGAAUAAACUUAAACGGGACAUCACAGAUUUUCAACUGGGUAAUAUUUUUACUUGGCCCAGACUCACUGGGGCUGAUACUGCCCCUAUCAAUAAAGUUAAUAAUGGAACAAAUGGUACUGUCGUUGAUAAACAUACUGACAUUACUAACAGGCCAGCCUCUGGUAUUAAUCAUACGAUCCAGUCCAGAGGGCAAGAACUACCUGUCAACAGUACUAGUAGCAGUAAUCUGAAUAUUAACACACCAGAAACAAUUAAUAAGGAGGUGGAUAGAGUAUGUCAGCCUAACAGUUCUACUGUUGAGUGUACUUCUGAUGUCAUUAUUGUGUCACACAAUAAGUCACCAGUCUCUGAACCUUCAGUACGAAGAUUACAAAGGGGACGGAAGGGGACGGUCACUAAGCAGAGGCAGGCAGAAGAGGAAGCAGUCGUUCGACAGCCUACCCAACAGGAAUAUCAAGAGGAUGUGGGAAGACAAGGGGAGAGGCAAGAUGUCACCACAGACUUAGUACACAACUUAUCUUCAAAAAUACUUUAUGCUAAUGAUCUAUCGGUCCUGUCCAAGGGCCUAUCUUUCAUUCCAACUUCUAGAAGUAAGUUUGAAGAAACCAUUCGUGAUUUUAAACUAUUUGUGAGAAAUAUUUCUCUACGUCUAACUUUCAGAGACAGUAGUAAUGGCCCUUUGGUCAAUAACUUUAAGCGUCCGAGCACUUUCACACCACCUAUGCACCCGUUGUUGAUGGCUUUUAGUAGAUUGGUGGAAGAUGACUUAUAUAAAAUGAGAGACAACAACACCAAGAAAGGUUAUACUAAGUAUAAUCUAACCAAGGCAGAGAAUGAAGCUUUGCACAAACUGAGUAAUGAUCCAUUAAUAUGUAUUAGACCAGCUGAUAAGGGUGGUGGUCUAGUAAUAAUGGACACUGCAGAUUAUGUUAACAAAAUGUUUUCUAUGUUAAGUGACAAGCAGUUUUAUGAAUCUAUUGAUAUAGAUGUUGUUAAAUUCUACGAACAUAAAGUACACCAGUUUCUAGCGGGACUGGAUCUAAUGGCAUUACUGAUUAAAUAUAACAAAAUCAAAAUUGAUAAAAUUACAAAAGAGUUGGACGAGUUAGACCAGUCCAUUAAAGCUGACAGUGAGUACAGUGUGGGUAAAAACCUUGCUGUGUAUCAGAACAUUCAUAUUCAAGUCAAUACUAUCUGCAAUACUAUUUAUGUUAGUAAAAAAAACAAAUUAAAAAAAGAUUUUAAAGAAAAUCAACAGGAUCGUGUAUAUCCCUUUUCAGGGGGACUUGACCAGCAGGGGCGGAGUUUUGAUCCCAACAAUGGAGGGGAAGUGACGAAGGAUGAUUACAACCGCCAGGGAGGGAGAACACAACGUAUGGAUUCAACAGCAAACACCGAAGAUGAAUUUAGGCGUUCCGACCGCCUAAGGGACAAGGGAAAUGUUGCAACAGCUUCUUCCUCCUCUUUUUCGUACCCUGGGAGAGAUAGUAUAGGAUGGGGAAACAGCGGUUUGAAAUGUGGUUCAAUUGAUGGCAACUUUAAGAGGUUGUCUGGGGAAGUAACAUAUUGUGAAGUUAAUGUCAAUGCUACUGUGAGAACGGAUGGUUGUUUUAAGGGGGUUGGUGAUAUGAAUUUGGAAGGGGUGAGUGAUAGUAUAACGGUGGAAAUUAGGCAUGGUAACAACUACAUAAAUGUUGCUUACAGUUUAUUAAAUGAGGUUAGUCCAAUAGAAACAAAUUUGGACUCAGAGGCUGAGGCUUUUGGGCAUGAUGGUAUGUGCAAUAUAAACAAGGAUGUUAAGUGUGAGACUAACAACACCCUCAUAGAUUUGUCAUUUUAUUUUGAAAAUGUUCAGGAUAUUGUGCCAGGAAAUAACAAGGAAGUCAAUAUAAAUGUUAUUGAACAACUUUCAAAUGGACCUGAUUUGGGGGUAGCCAAUGGUGAUGGGAAUAAUGAAACCGUUAUGACGAAUAGCAUUGGUAAUGAAAGUGAAGGAAUGUUAGAACUUUUGGUAAAAUGUUUGGACAGGCAAUUUUAUUCUAGCAUGGAAGGUCCUGAAAUAGUGACUAAUGGUAAAUGGGAUUUUAAAAUUUAUAAUUAUUCUAAAAUGGACAUUAACGUGAUGCAUGCUGACCUAGCACAAGGUUUUACAUUUGUCCCAUGUAGAAAUGGGAACUUUGUAGAGUCCCUUAUAGAUUUAAAAAACUAUACAAAAAAAUUAAACCUGAAAAUAUGGUUUGGUCACGAUUCAAAUAUGGGGUGUCAGUAUAGUAAUAAAUGUAAGAAACCUAGUAUCUUUAAUCCACCUUUAAACAAAUUUGUGGAACGUUUUGAGAAGAUUUGUGAAAAAGAAAUAAGAAAAAGUUAUAGGUACAAUAGAAAGGCCGAUUAUUCUAAUUUGACCAAGGAAGAAAAACAACUUAUGUUAGAACUAGUUAAAGAUCCCACCAUCAGAUUUAUGAAGCCUGAUAAAGGAAGUGGGGUGGUGGUAAUGGAGAGAGGUGAGUACCUAGACUGUAUGAGUAACAUUUUAAUGGUUGACUCAUAUGAAGAAAGUUCCCUUAAUGAAAUUAAGGUGGCAUAUAGAAGAAUUGAUUUGACGCUUGAUGACAUGUCUGUUUCAGAUGCAGAAAAUCAGCCACUGCAUUUAAUAACUUCAGCAGAUAAUACUGGAUCACACCUUCUUAAAGUGGAGUACAUCAAGGCAGAUAAAAAUGGUCCCAAUUUCAUAUCAGAUUUUGACAAAACUGAACAAAUGAUUAAGGUGUCUUUUUCAUCACUUGACCUGCUGCUACAUACAGAGGCCCUCCUUUCAACUGUUCAGUUCAUUACAGCUGUCAUUCCACCAAAGAAUCCAAGCUCAUCCGAGAAGGAGAGAGAUGAAAAAGAUUCAGCAUGGAAGAGUAAAGGAAGCAGACUAAAGAAAGCAUUAAAACUCUCCAACGACAGUGAAAUAUUCGAUUUCAAGCUGUUUGCCAAGAUGGAUGCCUUUGCCAUAACAGUGUGUGAUAAAAAGAAUAACAUUGCAGAUAUUCGGAUACAAGGUUAUGAUUUCAGUGUGAUUGUUUCUGCAAGACAAACAGAAACAUUUUUGAGGGCUAUGGCUCUGAUAGUCACUGAAGUUGACUUAAUGAUGCAGGGUGCAGUGUCCAUAGUAAGCGAUGAAGUGUUCAGCUUUAGAGUGUUGUUGUAUCCAGGUGCCACUGAAGGAGACGCUUACAGAGAUAUGUCCAAAGUGGAUGGCAAAGUAGUACUUCGAGUGGGCUGCAUCCAGGUUGUUUAUUUACACAAGUUUCUUAAGUCACUUCUGAUGUUCUUAGACAACUUCCAGAUGGCGAAGGAAGCUGUUAGUACAGUUACUGUCCAUGCUGCAGAAAAAGCUGCCUCCAGUGUCAAAGAUUUUGCUCAGAAAAGUUUUCGCCUUGCAAUGGAUAUUCAUCUUGAAGCACCAGUUUUUGUUGUGCCGGAGUCACCUGUCUCCCAGAAUGCAUUUGUGGCUGAUCUUGGUCUCAUCACCAUACAGAAUACUUUUAUGCUGGCCAUGGCAAACGACAGCUUAGUCCCACCUGUCAUUGACAAAAUGCAGUUACAGUUAAACCACAUGAGACUGUACAGGACUAUUCUGCAGUCUGGACCCUCUCAGUGUGAUAUUCAGAUGCUGAAACCCAUCAACAUGCAGCUGAGUGUUGAGCGAAAUUUGGCAGCAACAUGGUUUUACAGCAUUCCUGCUAUUGCAAUUAAGGGUGAACUACAAACAAUGGAUGUUGUCUUGAGUCAAGAGGAUCUUAAUGUUUUGCAGAAAAUUUUGACAAAUAAUUUUGGAGGUGUCCCCAAUGAAUUACAGGAGGAAAAACAGCCAAAGUACUCUGAAGAAAAAAAGGAAACUGCCCAAGAAGUACCUAAAUAUGCUACAGUUUUGAAUGCAUUGCCAGCAACUGAAAAUAUUAGUGAAGACAAUACAGCUGUGCAACUUUACUUUAAAAUCAAAGAGGUUGUGAUGACAUUAACUAAACCAGUCAAGCACGAACAUUCUCCUUGCUUUGUGUUAAGCAUCAGUGACAUUGGAACAGAGACCAUAAUUAAAAGCUAUGAUAUGCAUUCGAAAUCUCAUCUGAAAAAAAUUAGUAUGACAUGUUUUGAAUUCACAGAUUCACAAGGAGGUCCUCUUCAGAUUGUCAGUUCUUCAGAGAGUAAUACAGAUCUUCUGACAAUAGAAUACUUGAAGGCGGAUAGAAAUGGACCUGAUUUUAAAACUGCUUUCGGCAAUACAGAACAAACAUUAAAUGUAGCAUUUGCUUCACUCGACCUGCUCCUACACAUGCAAGCCCUUCUUGCAUUCAUUAAUUUUUUUACCCCAGCUCUUCCCACCAGGAGCUUGAGUGCAGAUCCAAAGCAAGAUGAAUCUAAAGCCAAAGCAGGGGAGCAGGACAGACAAGUAGCUACAAAAGCAGUUACUGCUGUCAAUGAAGAUGAUGCGUUUAGCUUAAAACUCGUUUCCAAACUAGGAGCAUUCAAUGUUCUUGUCUGUGAUGAAAAAUCCAUUAUUGCCGACAUUAAAAUACAGGGUAUGAAUGCAUCAGUUUCUAUCCAGUCCAAGCAAACAGAAGUUUUUGCCAGGCUCCAAAAUAUUGUUGUCAUGGAUACUGAUGCUCAAGUUUUGCAUAAAAAGGCUGUCUCCAUAAUAGGAGAUGAAGUGUUUAGUUUCAAAAUGCUGCUAUAUCCUUUUGCAACUGAGGGAGAGGCCUACAAUGAUAUGUCCAACGUGGAUGGAGAAGUGAUGCUGCGUGUGGGCUGUAUACAGAUAGUUUAUCUGCACAAGUUUCUUAUGUCUCUGCUGAGCUUCUUAGAUAACUUCCAGACAGCAAAGGAAGCCCUUGGUGCAGCCUCUCGUCAAGCAGCUGAGAAGGCUGCUUCCAGCAUGAUGGAUCUUGCUCAGAAGAGUUUCCGCCUUUCGAUGGAUAUUUACCUAAAAGCUCCAGUUAUUGUUGUUCCGGAGUCAUCCAUCUCCCAGAAUGCUAUAGUUGCUGACUUGGGUCUCAUCACAUUGAAGAAUCAGUUUAGUCUGGUUGUUGCUGAAAAUUGUGCUUUGCCUCCAGUUAUUGACCGACUGGAUAUGCAGCUAACUCAGCUGAAAUUAUCCAGAACGGUCAUCCAGCUGGACAAAUCCUGUCAACCUGUUCAAGCGAUGCUACAACCAGUCAACCUUCUUCUGUCUAUUCAUCGGAACUUGGCCUUUGCCUGGUAUCACAAAAUCCCUGCAAUUGAAAUCUCUGGUGAUCUUAAACCUAUGGAGAUUGCUGUUAGCCAAAGUGAUGUGACACUUCUGAUGAAGAUUUUACUGGAAAAUUUGGGAGAAGGUGCCAAAGUGAAGGAAAGAGAGAAAACACAAGAAGCCCAAGUUUCAAAACUAAAAGAAGAAAAAGGUGAAGUGGACACGUUGAAUGAUUCCAUUGAGGUGCUAUUAUCAGAGAAAUCUGUGGUAGAAGCUGAAAAUCCUGGUUCAAAUUCUGAAACAUUUCGAUUUGCCUUCCAUUUUGAAUCACUUUCGAUUGUUCUAUUACUUGAUGAUUGUCAGCAGUCUUCCCUGCAGUCAACACAUUUAAAAAGGCCAACACUGGGAAAGCUCAACCUGCAUCUUAUGACAGCAUCUGGAAAAAUAUUCCAGGAUGGCACACUUGACGUAAAUACAAAGUUAAAAGGAUGCACAUUGGAUGAUCUCAGGGAAGGAAUCGAAAUUGCAUGCUCAAGGAUGAUUGACAAGAAGACAGCUCCAGAUGACCACGUGAUCAUUGAUAUAACAUACAAACAGGAGAAAAAAGAAAACUUGAUCACUGCGAUUCUUGAGAAGCUUUACGUCUGUGCCAGCAUGGAGUUUCUGAUGACAGUUGCAGACUUCUUUCUUAAAGCGAUGCCUCAGAGUCUGGAAGCAUCUACUAGCAAAAGUGCACAGUUCAAGCAGGUCUCAUCUAUAAAGUCUGCUUCCUAUUCAGCUGAUACCCAGCAACAAAAAAUGACUGUGAAAGCAUUAGUCAUUGACCCAGAAGUUGUGUUUGUAGCCAACCUGAUGAGGUCAGAUGCCCCAGCCUUGGCCGUCUCUUUCCAAUGUGACUUUUUCCUUUCUCUUGGAGAAGAAUCUAAAAUGAUUUUUGCAGUACUGCGGGACUUGAAAGUUUUGGCUUGCCCGUUUCUCAGGGAGAAGAGAGAGAAUAGUGUAACAACGGUAUUGCAGCCAUGUUCAUUGACUUUAGAGGCCAGAAUUUCAUCAGGAGAACAAAAUAUAGUCAUCAGGAUUCCAGAUCUUGUAGUAAAGAUUUCACCAAUAAUUUUGAACACUGUGAUGACCAUUGUGACAGCCGUAGCACCGAAGCAGGUUGAAGCAGAGACACCGAUCUUAACAGAGGAGACUGGAAAUCUGUGGGCUUCAAAGAAUAUUAUGGAGUGUAAUUACUGGUUCCUGGGCACAGACAAAGCCAUCGAAGUAAAAGAAACAUAUAGAAGCAUUGAAAGAAGAACAGGGCUUGAAGCUUUAGUCCUUGAAGUGGAUUCAGUGCAAGUAACAAUGGACUGUGGGCAGGGUCAUCGUACUGUUCCAGUGCUGCUGGCAGAAUCAUCCUUGAACGUGAAGGCUAAAGACUGGACAUCACUGUUGAGUGUUGAUGCACUUAUGAGUCUUGAGGUUCAUUAUUACAAUGAAAUGCAUGCUGUGUGGGAACCACUUGUGGAGCGUCUUGAAGAUGGGACUAGACGGUGGAAUUUAAAUCUGGAGAUUCGGAAUAAUCCAGCUCAAGAUACUGUUCCUGGAGAUGAUUUUUAUGUAUUUCCUGAACCAAAGACUUCUAUCAGUAUUUCUUCAAAGGACACAAUGAACGUCACAAUAACAAAAUGUUCACUUGAUGUUUUCAGUAAUUUAGCUAAGGCUUUCUCUGAAGGAGCUGCAGCUACAUACGAUUACUCAGUUAAAGACAAGGCACCUUAUACUGUAAGAAAUGCUCUGGGGAUCCCCCUGAAAAUGCAGUUCAGUUCCAUUUUACGAGUUAGAAAUUCCAUAGUCAGUGAAAGGGUUCAUACACUGGAUGAAGGUGAAGUAUUAGAGCUAGAAUAUUCUGCUUUGGAGCCACUUCACAGGGGACGCCUGUCUGCACUACAGCGUCAAGAAAGUUCACUUUUUGGACUUACUGUGGCACCACAAGGGUACUCAGAAGUGGCAAAUAUUCCUGUUGUAAAACCUGGACGACGACUGUACAGUGUCCGUAGCCUUACUUUAUCAAAUCAAGUGUCAGUGAUGGCACAGAUAGAUGCUGCAGAAGGGAACAAAAUAAUUGUCAUUCGUUCUUCUCUACAGAUAAAGAAUCAUUUUACGAUCCCAUUCAUUGUCUACAAACUUGUAUUAAGUUUGCGACUGAUGGAACCAAUUGGAGUUUUAAGGCCAGGGGAAGAGUUUCAUGUGCCCUUGGAAGCGUACAGGUGCCAGUUAUUCCUUCGUCCAACAGGAGUCCUUGAAAGCCAGUAUAAGGAAUCCAGUAGCCACAUUACUUGGAAGGAGAUGGUCCACAGAAGCACAGAGAUCAAAUCCAUUGUACACUGUCCAUCUACAGAAGUUGGCUCACCUCCCCUCAUAGUGAGCACUGUUGCUGUACCGGAUCAGAUAACAUUUGUUGCCAGCAGCAGAGAAGAAGAGUGGGAACCUGCAUAUAUUAUUAAUUUAUAUCCAACACUGACGCUCAAGAACCUUCUGCCAUAUCCGCUCAGAUACUUAGUAGAGGGAACUGCAGAAACCCAUGAAUUGGCAGAAGGUUGUAUGGCAGAUAUUCUGCAUGCUAGGAUUGAUGGUGAACUUAUGGAAUUAGUCCUGGUUAAGUAUCAGGGUCGUAAUUGGAAUGGUCAUCUCAAAGUCCACAAUGGUCUUCCAGAAUUUUUCCUUGUGUGCUUUACUGCAGAUUCAGUGGAAAAACUAACCGUGGAUUUGUCAGUCCAUGUUAAGUGGGUGAAUGGACGUAUGUUCCUGUCUGUUUUCAGUCCUUACUGGAUAAUUAACCAGACCUCCAGGAUACUUCAAUAUCGAGCUGAAGAUGUACAUGUAAAGCAUCCAGCUGACUUCCGAGACAUUGUCCUGUUCUCUUUCAAAAAGAAAAACAUUUUCAGCAAAAAUAAGGUGCAGCUCUGUAUUUCAACUAGCGGCUGGUCAAAUAGUUUUUCACUGGAUGCCGUGGGGAGUUAUGGAUGUGUUAAAUGCCCCGCAAAUAAUAUGGAGUUUCUGGUUGGAGUUACAGUCAAGAUUAGCAGUUUUAGUCUGACAAAAAUAAUUACAAUGACUCCCUUCUUCACUCUUGCAAACAAGUCUUCCUACGAGAUAGAAGUUAGCGAAAUACUAGCAAAUGGAGCCGUGCCCAAUGAAAGGUGGCAUUAUGUUCCUGCUGCAGAGUGUCUUCCAUUUUGGCCAGAAACUACCUCGGGAAAGAUGUGUGUCCGAGUAGUGGGCUUUGACCGGCCAUCUAAACCAUUCUUCUACAACAGGCAGGACAAUGGUACUUUAUUAACACUGGACAACUUGUGUGGAGGCAUCGUGGUGAAUGUUGACAUACCUCAACACUGUGUUGUCAUCAGUUUUUCUGACUAUUGUGAUGGUGCUGCACCUGCUCUUCUCAUUAAUCACACACCUGAGGCAAUCAUCUACUAUUGCCAGAGUGGAAUACAGGACACUCUGGAGCUUCUCCCAAGUAAAGUCCAUCGGUUUGCAUGGAUUGAUCCUGCUGGUACAAGGAAGCUGACUUGGAAAUGCGAACAGAAUUCAGGAGAACUUGAACUUCUUAAGGAUGAGUGUGGACAGUUUCCAUUCAAUCAGGCUACCCAGAUUCACUGGGUGUCUUUCUUGGAUGGUCGCCAGCGCGUGCUGCUUUUUACAGAAGAUGUAGCACUAGUUUCCAGAGCUCGUCAGGCGGAGGAGAUGGAGCAGCCUAAUAUUGGAAUUGACGUUUCACUUCACAAGCUGGGUCUCUCCCUUGUUAACAAUGAUAAUAAACAGGAAAUUGCCUACAUAGGAAUUAACAGUUCUGAUGUCAUAUGGGAAUACAGACCAAAGCAGAGAUGGAAGCCUUUUCAAGAGAAAAACAUCACUUUAUUAGAAAAUGCUUAUAAAAAACAUCUGAACAAUGCAGAAGAUCCAGGCUGGAUUAAACUAGAAAACAACUUUGAGAUUUAUUUUGAUAAAAUCCCAAUGGAAAUGCGGAAGCCUUUUCGCUAUCACAUUAGGCGCAAUUUCCAGUCAGGAAUUCAGGUAGAGUUCAAACAGUCGACUCACCAGAGGUAUCUACGUGCACAGAUGUACUGGCUACAGAUUGAUAAUCAGUUGCCUGGUGCAAUGUUUCCAGUUGUUUUUCAUCCUAUAGCUCCUCCCAAGUCCAUUGCUUUGGAUUCAGAACCAAAGCCAUUUAUUGACAUUAGUAUCAUCACGAGGAUUAAUGAACACAGCCAAAUAAUGCAGUUCAAAUACUUCAUGAUGCUUAUCCAAGAGAUGGCACUGAAAGUGGACCAAGGGUUUCUAGAAGCAGUGAUUGCCUUUUUUACACUCAAGUCGUAUCCACAGACUAAAGAACGGAACACACUUAUUGAACAAGAUAUGAAGGCACUGAAUGCAGAACUUAUGGAGUCAUCUAUGAAGGACAUUUCAGGUCUCAGUUUCUUUGAACAACUUCAUAUCUCUCCUAUUAAGUUACAUUUGAGCUUAUCAUUAGGCUCAGGAGGUGAUGAUGCUGAUAAAGAAAAACAGGAAAUGGCUGCCAUGCAGUCAGUCAAUCUGCUUCUAAAAAGCAUAGGUGCCACAUUAACAGAUGUCGAUGACCUCAUCUUUAAACUUGGUUUCUUUCAAGUAGAAUAUCAAUUCUACAGGCAAGAUCAAUUAAUGUGGAUUGCUGUUCGACAUUAUUCUGAGCAGUUUUUGAAGCAGAUGUACGUGCUUGUUUUGGGCCUUGAUGUUCUUGGAAAUCCAUUUGGGUUGAUUCGAGGUCUGUCUGAAGGUGUUGAAGCAUUCUUCUAUGAGCCUUUUCAGGGAGCUGUCCAAGGCCCAGAAGAGUUUGCUGAAGGCUUUGUCAUAGGAGUCAGAUCUUUGCUUGGCCACACUGUAGGGGGAGCAGCAGGUGUUGUAUCCAGAAUCACAGGGAGUGUUGGAAAGGGUUUAGCGGCUAUUACUAUGGACAAAGAGUUCCAGCAAAAACGCAGAGAAGAGAUGAACCGACAGCCAAAGGAUUUUGGGGACAGUCUGGCGAGAGGAGGAAAAGGACUCUUACGAGGUGUAGUUGGGGGAGUCACAGGAAUCAUCACAAAACCCGUUGAAGGUGCCAAAAGGGAAGGAGCUGCAGGAUUCUUCAAAGGAAUUGGAAAAGGUCUGGUUGGUGUUGUAGCUCGGCCUACAGGAGGCAUUAUAGAUAUGGCAAGCAGUACCUUUCAAGGAAUACAAAGGGUGGCAGAAUCAACUGAAGAAGUUGCAAAGCUUCGCUCACCUAGAGUAAUCAAAGAAGAUGGCAUAAUUCGUCCAUAUUGCCAAAGGGAGGCUGAAGGCUGUGAGCUGUUUGAGAAAUCAGAUAUUACGAAGUUAGAAGGGGAACUUUAUCAUGCCCAUUGUGAUGUGCAGGGAAGUAAGAAAACAAAGCUUCUCAUCACAAACAGGAGGGUAAUGUGUGUUAAGCAGCUGGAGAUUAUUGGUCAUCUUAAUCGAGAAUGGAGUUACUCACUGGACGAUUUUACUCUGUCCCCUUCAGUGGAAGGAGCAUCGCUGAAGUUAUAUGUUCUGGACCAGGGUCUGUUUCAGAAAAAAAACAGUUCAAGACCAGAAGUAGUCAAGAAUGUACAGCUCGCUGAUAUAAGCACUGCUAAGUUGAUGUGUAAUGCCAUUGAAGAUGCUCUAACAGCAAGACAAACUCAAAAGCUACUGAAAAAGAAAUCAACGCAAUUUAUCACCAAACCAAGUACAGCAUUGUAAUGGUAGUGACUUUUAUUACCAUUGACCAGGAUUUCUUCUUAAAUCAGCAGCAUAAUUUUACAUUAAGACUGGAAUUGUCUGUUUACAUUCUAAAAUACCUGUUUUGAAAUAGUAAUGUUUAUUAGUACAGUGAUAAUUUCAGCAGACAAUCUAAUUUAAUUAUCUUCAAAGAAUUGAUUAAAUGUUUUUAUAUCUCCAAAAUUAGAGUAUGAAUACCAUUUCAUUCAAGGAAUUCAUGAACUGAGUUUUGACUUUGUUACUGUGCUCUGAGUUUGUUUCAGUGUCUUUCCAUUCAAAGGUUUGUUUGAGAUGUGGAAUCAAAUAGGGAGUCAGUAAAUUGCUCAUUCUUCACUUCAGCAUAAAUAUUCUGUUUGCUGGAAAUUAUUCAUGAUUGCUCAAAUUACCCAUGUCCAGUUUUUACCACUACUCUUUACAGUAAUUGCUCAUACCAUGAUGUAAUAUGAUAACUUGCUCCAUUUAUAUAUGUACAUAUGUGUAGUACCCCCAUUAAACAGCAGCUGGAGGAUGAGAAAAUAAUUUUUAUUAAUGAUGUCAAACAGUGAUCAAGCUUAUGCUCCAUAAGUGACUUCUCCAGUGAUUGUAUCAAUAAUUAAGGUUACUACUUAAAUCAUUUGCCAGAAAUUCAACUUUGUGUCUUUUUUAUAUAGCCGACUAAGCAAACUUUAUGAAAACAAAAUGUGCAUGUUUUAUUAAAAUGUUGCACCUAAUCCCUUCAUUCAAGGUUUGCAUAUCUGAAAAAAUGAGGUACAGAUAUUAAUGUGGUGUAUGUUCUGCCUUGAAACUUAAUAAAGUGUAUUCUAAAAUAUUGUUGCAAAAGUGGUGUAUUUUAAGUCAAUUUACCAUGUAAAACGCUAGCAUUUUAUUAUAGAAAUACACACAACUGAUUAUAUUUUGUAAUAUUCUGCCCAAAAAAAGUUUUGUGAUGAAGGAAAACACACACACAAGCAUUAAUGUGCAAACUGCAUUAUUGUUACAGAUUAUAUAAACUGAAUGUGCUGUGUUUGACACAAGUCAUUUAUUUUGAUGAAACAUGCACUGUUUGUCAUUUUGUUAGAUGAGUUUUGUAAACAGAACAAUUAAUGGCAUUUGACAAUCAAUAAAUGAAUACUGUUA
Messenger RNA from Protopterus annectens (West African lungfish), 14981 nucleotides. RefSeq names its product vacuolar protein sorting 13 homolog C (gene VPS13C). The transcript has 85 exons. Gene Ontology annotation, cellular component: extrinsic component of membrane. Gene Ontology annotation, biological process: protein targeting to vacuole; protein retention in Golgi apparatus; mitochondrion organization. NCBI's taxonomy places the organism in Eukaryota, Metazoa, Chordata, Ceratodontiformes, Protopteridae. The coding region runs from base 96 to 13847 and encodes 4583 amino acids. The record is from RefSeq and is a predicted model, not a curated record.